Molecule: messenger RNA, 1599 nt
Organism: Trichomycterus rosablanca
Lineage: Eukaryota; Metazoa; Chordata; Actinopteri; Siluriformes; Trichomycteridae
Gene: snai1b
Product: snail family zinc finger 1b
Exons: 3
Coding region: 193-981 (262 amino acids)
Biological process (GO): regulation of DNA-templated transcription
Molecular function (GO): RNA polymerase II cis-regulatory region sequence-specific DNA binding; DNA-binding transcription factor activity, RNA polymerase II-specific
Source: RefSeq, a predicted model, not a curated record
GAACUCUUCAUUCACUCUGGAUACUCAGGAUUUCUCAACGUAAAGCCUCGGACCAACUUCAUACCGUCCGGACGGGCCCCGUGAUCUGACCCGCUGCUGGUUUUGGAGAGUAGUUUGUUUUGGAGGAGUUUGUACGGAUCUCUGAUUCGGAUUUGACUCUGAGGAGGAGAAGAACCAGCUCAAGCCCUCAAGAUGCCACGUUCCUUCCUGGUCAAGAAAUAUUUCACCAGCAAGAAGCCGAACUACAGCGAGCUGGAGAGUCAGAACGGCCCGAUCUCGGCCGUCGUCCCCGAGCGCUACCCGCUGGCCGAACUCCCCACCCAAGAGGACAGCUCCCUGGUGACGACCUUCUCCCCCGCCAUCGUAUGGACCACCGCCAUCCCCAUCUCCUUCGCGCCCGCGUCGCCCAUGGCCCCGUCCAUCGCGCCCCUCGACCUCAGUUCCCCCUCCAGCUCGGGCGAGGAAGACGAGGGCAGGUCCUCUGACCCCCCGAGUCCGGAUCCUUCCGACAGGUUCCAGUGCGCUCACUGCGGGAUUUCCUGCAGCGGCCGCGCCGCCCUGUCUCGCCACCAGCUGACUCACUGCAGCGCCAACGCGAACGGCGCCGACAGCGGGAACCUGGCCGAGAACGUCACCGCCAGGGCCGCGUUCCGGUGCAAACACUGUCCCAAAGAGUACAACAGCCUGGGGGCGUUAAAAAUGCACAUCCGGUCGCAUACGCUACCCUGCGUCUGCACCACCUGCGGAAAGGCCUUCUCCAGACCGUGGCUGCUCCGGGGUCACAUCCGCACACACACCGGCGAACGCCCGUUCUCGUGCCCGCACUGCAACCGAGCCUUCGCGGACCGCUCCAACCUGAGGGCUCACCUCCAGACCCACUCGGAGGUGAAGAAGUACCAGUGCGGGACCUGCUCCCGAACCUUCAGCCGCAUGUCGCUCCUGCACAAACACACGCUCUCCAGCUGCUGCUCGUCAGCCUAGAGACCCACGGAGGACCUCGACUCGAGAACUUGGGGGGUGAGGCGAUCCUGCACCCCGAAAGUGACUUUGUUUUAAUGCAAGUGCCUUAUUCUGCCUCGCUGCGUGCAAACCGAAGCUGACCGAGGUGCGGCUUCAUACCGAACUGAACGCUGGCACGGGCGUGUUGCACAAAUUCCCCCGGAAUGUUUCCAAAACUGUUCCAAUCGUCUGGUUUCACACGACGUGGCUCGUUCCCGAGAUGCCCAUCGGUGCUGGCUGGCCCGGCCCUGUGAGCAGCUGCUUGCGAGUGUGUGUGUGAGUGUGUGAGGGGGUGGAGGGGCAUCUCUCACCACGCUCCACACACUCUGAGCGAUGUAUUGGGACAGCUGUGUCAGCGGAGGCGGCGCGUCGACAGAUGAUUCGGCCCCGGAGAGCAGAGCGUUCCACACCUGUCUGAGAAACGGGAGCGAGAACGAUUCAGCGUCAAUGAUUCCAAACAUUCAGAUCCAGUCCGCCGUCAUGUUUCCGGACGGUUUAUUAAACUUGUUUUUUUACUUUAUUACGUUGUAAAGUGUGCACUACAUUCUGGACGCAUGAUGAUUGUUGAUAAAAUGAUAUAGUCUUAUAAUAAAGGUGAGA